AUGGCCAACUCGGGCUUGCAGCUGCUGGGCUUCGCCUUGGCCCUUUUGGGCUGGAUCGCCACGCUGGUGGCCACCGUGAUGCCCCAGUGGCAGAUGUCCUCCUACGCGGGGGACAACAUUAUCACGGCGCAAGCCAUCUACAAGGGCCUCUGGAUGAGCUGCGUCUGGCAGAGCACCGGCCAGAUCCAGUGCAAGGUCUACGACUCCGUCCUCGCCCUCGGAGCCUCUCUCCAAGCCACCCGGGCCCUGAUGGUGGUCUCUAUUGUCUUGGGGGUCAUCGCCAUGGGCAUUGCCACCAUGGGAAUGAAGUGCACCCGCUGCGGAGGGGACGACAAGACCAAGAAGGCACGCAUUGCCAUGGGAGGAGGGAUUGUCUUCUUGGUUUCCGGUUUGUGCUCCCUGAUCGCUUGCUCCUGGAUUGGGAAUCAGACUGUGCAGGAUUUCUACAAUGCCUUGGUGCCCGUCAACUCAAAGUACGAAUUUGGAGCGGCCAUUUUCAUCGGUUGGGCCGGUUCCGCGCUGUUGUUGCUGGGCGGAGGGCUGCUGUCCUGCUCUUGCCCCUCCAAAGAUGGCUACAGUGGCCGCUCCUAUCCGCAAGGGAAGGCCAUUUCCAAACCUCCCAGUAGCAGAGAAUAUGUUUAAUUGCAGCCAGAAGCACCUGAACACCCACCAGUCCCAUAGACACCCGGAAUACCACUGAACUGCUCCCCAUAGCCCAUCAUUGGGGGGACUUUGAACUUCUACCCCCUUGGAGGUGCUUUUAAUGUUCUUCAUUUCAUUGCCUUUUAUUUUUUAAAAUUGUGUUACCUUUUUAAGCAACAACAACAACUGGCUUUGUAAUUAUUUAGCAAUCCCCGUGUAAUGUUAUUUUUUAUCAUUGGCAGCAUAUGGAUCUGCAGAAUAAAUCAUCAGUGAUUAACUUGUGCGUCCUGAAAACGUUUGCUAGAGUAGAAUAAAGGCACAGAUUUUAAAUUUUCUCUCCCACUUUUGCAGGGCAACAGGGACCUGUUUUAACACACUUUUAUCAUUCCUAUGAUUGAAUAAAUGUAAGUUUGAAAUUGACUUCUGCAGAUAUCACAGAGCCCCAAAAGGCAGAAUCAAGUUCCCUUGGAAGAAUCCUGACAGAUGCAAAUCCAUAACUGGGAAAGGAACAGAGCUUGGAGAAGUUACCUUUUUUUUGGGGGGGGGCAACACCUCCCAAUUUCCCUGGCUGUUGGCUUGGGGAUUCUGGGAGUUGUAAUCCAACAGGAUGCGUUCUCCAAGCUCUGUAAAAGAACGUUAGAGAGCUUGGGGUUUCUUAUGUGUUGCUGUGGGUCAUUUAACCAUCAGAUGGGUAAACCCCAAAUUAUCAAGUUGCUCUUUAGAAAUUUUAUUCUCCUGUUUUUGGAUUGCAGUUCCCAGAAUCCCACUGUCCCUGCUGGUGGAAGGAUUCUGGGAACUGUAGUCCAAAAGAUGGCAACACAUCCAAGCUCUGAGAAAUGAUAUUAUUAAGUUUUUGGAAGCCUGUUAAGGACUUGCAAAGAAGAAGAGACUACAUAGCCCAGAUUCCUGUGGCAUUUGGUAUUGUAGAGGUGGGAAUGGUGGACUGUGUAAUGUUGGACUGCAACACCCAGCAACACCCAGCAGCCCCAUGGCCAGCAUCGCCAAUGGUGAGGGAUAUUGGGAGUUGGAGUCCAACCGCAUCAGUAGGGGUGUGUGAUUUUUCGCCCUUGAGAUAUUGUGGCUCACGUUGAAUGUUGUGCGCGUGAACAUAGCUAUGUGUACUCACAUUUAAGUGCACAAACACACAAUGGUGUCAUUUGCUGAGAUUUGGAUGAAACCCAUCAUCAGAGCUUGAGAAGGGAAUCUAAUAUCCAUCACUUCACCCCAAUGCUAAAUUUCCCCAUUAAGCAUAAUUUCACUCCAUUUUUAAAUUUUUUCUGCACUCUGUGAUAUUUCUUUGAUUGAUUAAUUUUAAAUUUCAAAUUUAAAUUUUAAAUCUCUCUUUUUUUGUCAUGGCUUGGAGGGAAAGGGGGAGAUGGAGAGAAGGAUUUGCAAGCUUGGCCAGGAACAGAGGUAUUCGUAGAGUAAUAAGUUGCCUUAUUUAAAGCACUGCAACUCAAUCGGGUUGUAUAUGCAUCUGUGUAUUUUUUUAAAAUUCAUUGUCUCUUUAUGUUGCUGGGAAUUGAUAUUUUUUUUUGUAUAUAAUAAAGACUGUUUUGGACAAAA
This is a messenger RNA of Sceloporus undulatus (fence lizard), 2208 nucleotides long. RefSeq names its product claudin 7 (gene CLDN7). The record is from RefSeq and is a predicted model, not a curated record. Gene Ontology annotation, molecular function: structural molecule activity. Gene Ontology annotation, cellular component: bicellular tight junction; plasma membrane. Gene Ontology annotation, biological process: cell adhesion; bicellular tight junction assembly. The coding region runs from base 1 to 642 and encodes 213 amino acids. The transcript has 4 exons. Lineage: Eukaryota; Metazoa; Chordata; Lepidosauria; Squamata; Phrynosomatidae.